Messenger RNA from Petromyzon marinus (sea lamprey), 6715 nucleotides. RefSeq names its product epidermal growth factor receptor-like. Gene Ontology annotation, cellular component: basal plasma membrane; plasma membrane; signaling receptor complex. Gene Ontology annotation, biological process: positive regulation of kinase activity; neurogenesis; negative regulation of apoptotic process. The record is from RefSeq and is a predicted model, not a curated record. NCBI's taxonomy places the organism in Eukaryota, Metazoa, Chordata, Hyperoartia, Petromyzontiformes, Petromyzontidae. Gene Ontology annotation, molecular function: transmembrane receptor protein tyrosine kinase activity; ATP binding; epidermal growth factor receptor binding.
UGAGAGAGACGAGGAGACUGAGAGGGGGACACGAGGAGGAGGGAGAGGAGGUCAUGCUGAGAGCAUGAGGAGGGACACGAGGAGAGGAGCGCUGCUGCUGCUGCUGGGACUCGCGCUGUGGUCGGCGGGGAGCGGGGCCAGAGAAGUGUGCGUCGGCACGGAGCAUCGCCUGGAGCUGCUCGUGAGCAAGACGCAGCAUUAUGAGUCGCUCAAGAUCCUCUACCAGGGCUGCGAGGUGGUGCUGGGCAACUUGGAGAUCACACAUCUCUCCAGGGGAGACGACCUCUCCUUCCUCAAGGACGUCCGGGAGGUGAUGGGCUACGUGCUCGUGGCCCUCAACGACUUCGAGGAGCUUCCGCUGGAGAGCCUGCGCAUCGUGCGCGGAAUGAAGCUCUACGACGACAAGUUCGCGCUGGCCAUCGUCGACAACGGACAGCGCGGCCUCGGCACGGGCCUGCGGGCGCUGCUGCUGCGCAGCCUCACUGAGAUCCUUUCCGGAGGGGUGAAUAUCACCGACAAUCCGUUCCUGUGCCACGCUGACACCAUCAAGUGGGAGGACAUCCUGGAACAGAAAAACCUCAAUCAGUCGGUUCUGCCAUACGGCAGACCUGACUGCCCUCCAUGCCCACAGGGUUGCAGCCACUGCUGGUCGGCCGACACGAAUUACUGCCAAAAGCUGACGAGAACCAUCUGUGCCAAGGAGUGCACGCUCCGCUGCUACGGAACCAACACCAAUCAGUGCUGCCACAAGCACUGCGCUAGCGGCUGCACGGGGCCGCGUGACACCGACUGCCUGGCCUGCAAGACGUUCAACGACACGGGCGUGUGUGUGAUGCACUGCCCACCCACGCACAUCUACAACCGCGACACGUAUCUGCAGGAGCCCAACCCGGACGUCAAGUACAGCCAUGGGGCCAUCUGCGUCAAGCGCUGCCCUCAAAACUUCCUCAUCGACGAGAAUUCGUGCGCGCGUUCCUGCCCCCACGAGAAGAUGGAGGUGGAGGAGAAUGGCGUCAAAAUGUGCAAGGCUUGCUCCGAGAAGCAAGGCUGCCCCAAAGUCUGCCACGGCAUUGGCUCGGGGAAUCUGAAGGACGCGAAAUCGGUCAGCUCGUUAAACGUGGACACGUUCAGCGAGUGCACGACCAUCAACGGCAACCUCGUCUUUCUCGAGUCGGGUCUAGACAGUGACCUACUUGCUCAUCCCGAAAAGAUGAAGGUGUUCAGAUCUGUGCGGGAGAUCACAGGGUACUUGCACAUUGAGGCCUGGCUGCCAAACAUGACCGACCUGAGCGUGUUCGAGAACCUCGAGAUCGUGCGAGGGAGGAACAUCCGCAGCGUUGGGUACUCGGUGCUGGUGCGGAACCUGCCUCACCUCGAGGUGCUGGGGUUGAGGGCGUUGAGCGAGGUGACGGAAGGCAGUGUGCUGGCGCAGAACGUGCCGCGCCUCUGCUACGUCCUCACCGUCAACUGGACGCGGCUGCUGCGCUCGCCGCGCCAGAAGGCCGACCUGGAGGGCGUGCCCUCCAGUAGCGUCUGUGGCUCCGAGGCCUGUCACCCUCUGUGCUCCUCGGACGGCUGCUGGGGCCCCGGGCCAGAGCAGUGCAUGCAGUGCAAGCUCUUCAAGCGUGGCCGCACCUGCGUCGAAUCCUGCAACCAGAACGACGGGGAGGUGCGUGAAUUCAUCAAUGGGACGCUCUGCACGCCCUGCCACUCCGAAUGCCUGCCCACCAACGGGACGCUUUCCUGCAAGGGUCCGACGUCCGACAUGUGCACGCGCUGCCGCCACUUCAAGGACGGCCCCUACUGCGUGGACAAGUGUCCCUUGGGUCAGAACACGGAGCACGGAGCUCUCAUCUUCAAGUUCCCCGACGCCCACAAUGCCUGCAUGCCAUGCCACGCCAACUGCACGCACGGGUGCAACGGGCCUUUGCCUGUCGACUGCGUUUUUCCAUGGAGCGAAAGUUCAAGCAGCCCAACUAGCAGCAAGACGCCCGUGGUGCUGGCGGCCGUGGUGGGGAGCCUCUGUAUGGUGGUGGUUCUCACUCUGGGCGUUUUGCUCUACAAGCGCUCCAGCAACCAGAAGCGCAAGAAAACGCUGCGGCGAUACGCGAUCGAGCGAGAGCUGGAGCCGCUCACGCCGAGCGGCAUGACCCCAAACCAGGCGCAGCUGCACAUCCUCAAGGAGACGGAGCUCCGGCGUGGAAAGGUGCUCGGCUCGGGCGCCUUUGGCACCGUCUACAAGGGAAUCUGGACCCCAGAAGGAGAAACGGUGAAAAUCCCUGUGGCGAUCAAGGUUUUGCGUGAAGACACCUCGCCACGCGCCAACAAGGAGAUCUUGGAUGAGGCCUACGUGAUGGCUAGCAUCGACCACCAGCACCUGGUGCGCCUGCUGGGCAUCUGCCUGAGCUCGACGACGCAGCUGGUGACGCAGCUGAUGCCGUACGGCUGCCUCCUCGACUACGUGCGUGAGCACACCGACAAGAUCGGCUCCCAGCCCCUGCUCAACUGGUGUGUGCAGAUUGCCAAGGGAAUGAAUUACCUGGAGGACCGGAGGCUGGUUCACCGGGACCUGGCCGCUCGCAACGUGCUCGUGAAAGCGCCAAACCACGUCAAGAUCACUGACUUUGGACUCGCCAAGCUGCUGGACCUCAACGAGACCGAGUAUCACUCCGAGGGGGGCAAGCUUCCCAUCAAGUGGCUCGCAUUGGAGUCGAUUCAGCAGAGGAUCUUCACCCAUCAGAGUGACGUGUGGAGCUACGGGGUCACGCUGUGGGAGCUCAUGACGUUCGGCGGGAAGCCGUACGACGGCGUCCCGGCACGGGACAUCCCUGAGCUGCUGGAGAAGGGAGAGCGGCUGACCCAGCCGCCCAUCUGCACCAUCGACGUCUACAUGAUCAUGGUGAAAUGCUGGAUGAUCGAUGCGGAGAGUCGGCCUAAAUUCCGGGAACUCGCCGCGGAAUUCUCCAAGAUGGCACGCGACCCUACGCGGUACCUCGUCAUCCAGGGCGACGAGCGCAUGAAGCUGCCGAGCCCCACCGACAGCCGCUUCCUGCAGAGCCUCAUGGAGGAGGACGACAUGAGCCAGAUGGUGGACGCAGAGGAGUACCUCACCCCGCCACCAUUCCCCCUCCGCCCGCCGCCGCCGCCGGGAGCCAUCGACCCGAGUGGAAGCAAUUCCCCAACACUGCCCGGCCAAGGCAUUACUGGGACGUCAGACCCGGACUCGGAGUUCGGCUCCGAGCACGGCGCCGCGGCCCCGCGCAUGCCGUCGCUCGUGAGCCGCAGCAUCUCGCGCCAGUUGGAAGAUGCGCAUGCCCACUACCCCGGCAGCGGCGCCGGCGGCAGUGCCAACGCCACCGCCGGUGGCUCCGCGGCGGACGUGUUCGUCAGAGGUGCCGGUGGCUACGGCAGCGGCGGCUCGGGGGAGAUCCCCAUCGGCGGUUCGUGCGUGGACGGGAAGGCGUCGCUGCCGAGGUUGCACAACAACAGCGUGCGGCACCGCUACAGCAGCGACCCCACGGGGCCGCCGGUGCCCGCGAGCGAUGGCGGCGGCGGCGGUGGUGACGACGAUGACACGGACGACGGAACCGGCGACGAUCUGAACUUCCAAAGCCGCCCGCAGAACCUGGACAAUCCCGAGUACAUGAACCCCAUCAACAGGCUGCAGGACCCGCUCGCGCUCUCCAACCCCGAGUACAUCAACUACCAGGCCGCUGAUGACUUGGACGCCGAGUACGUGAACACGGCCCCGAGUGUCGCCGGCCAUGCGGCGCCCUACACCGUCCAGAACCCAGAGUACCUCGAGCCGCGGUCCAGCGACACAGACGCGGACUCCGGCUUGGGGCCCCUCGGCAGCUCGCAGCCGUUCAGCAGCCAGGCCUUCGACAACCAGGAGUACCUGGAGGACUCGUUGCUGUGCCGCCAGGCGUCGCUCGACAACCCCGAGUACAUUUGCGCGCCGUCCGGGGACAGGCGCAACGGCCACUUGAAGUCGGUGGACGGCAUCGGCGGCGGCGGAGGCACCGUGGGCGCUGUGGACAAUCCCGAGUACCUGCUGGCGGUGACACCGCUCAUGGGGACGGGGGUGCGGAGCGGACACACCGACACGAUGGUGUGACGCGCGCCGGUGGAUGCGGCGAUAUGACACCACGUUGUGCCGCACCGGCAGACUCAAGUAGCCGAGGACUGUAGUGGAGAAAGCCCCGUGGAGUAUAGUGUCAGUGAUUGCCCCCCUGUCCAGGGCGUCUCAGAUUUUUAUGACACCUGCAAGAAAGGGAAGCGCUAACCCCCAGUGACACGGCAGAGCCAGGGGCAUCAGCGGUCGUGGUGAAACGGGUUUUGUUUGCAAGUAGGAGCUGUGUUCGUGGUGCUUGGGACUACCACGUGGGGUCCGUGCCCCCACAGGUUCUCGUUUGUUUCACAGUCUUGUUCGUCACCCAUCCACACAACGAGCUACAGGUGUGUGCAUCGCAAAAGGCUCAAUAACUCCACAGUAAGAUCACAAAACCCACCGUAUCGUGGUAAAUCCGUGGACACGCGGCGAUGCGCCGAGGGACCGGAUUUACGUCUCGCCGAACCUUUCACUUUCAGCCAGUUUUUUUGGCUAACGUACCGAUGUCUCCCAUGACCAGCAAAUGGGGGCGGUUGCCAAUGCACAGUUGCGUUUCAGCCGUUUCUUCUCAACGUGAAUCUGGCCCAAAAGGAACUCGUUCACAAAAAUUGUAAUGUAUUUGAAAACAUGGUAAUUACAAAUGAAUCGCACACAGUAAUUGAAAAAAGCAAUAAGAGCUGUAUAUUUUUUGUGUUUUUAUACCGUAUUGAAUUGUUUAUUUUUUAACACUAUUAGAUAUACCGAAGCAAUAAAACAAUGUGGUAUGUAUGAUGGUCUCCGUGGUACUAAGUAAUGUGUAGAUUCGCUUCGCAUUAUCUCACUACUGAAAAACAGCACUACAAGCUUCAAAUCAAGACAGCGCUACAGUUUUAAACACUCUUCGGGGAUGUCAAUAUUAACACUAAUGAACUACUGGCUUACUUUUGGCAGAAUUACUCAACUUGUGUUGUAGCUAGGCACUUGUAUACAUUUAAUGGAAGACUAUAUUUUUAUUUUAGAUAUACGGUUUAUACAUUGUAAUCCACAGCUGUGUAUAGGUGACUUUUGGGGGAAACGCCACUGUCUUUGAUUGUGAAGGGUGUUUCGCUGAUAUUUGCUUCGUCUGAAAAAUGUAAUUGCAGCUAACAAGAAUAAUGUUUAUCUUUGCAAAAUCUGUGUGUACAGAAGAACAGUCAUGAACUCACAACCUUGGAAAACAUUAACUUGUUGUCCAUCGCAGCGCAUUGUAAUGAUUUUGCCUUGUCGUUUAUGUUUGGUGUUUUAGUCUUUUUCUAAAAGUGCAGGACACCGAGAAGUUUAUCUGCCGAGUUUAUAGUGUACUGUACAUAAAUAUUUUGUGUAAAUAUUGGUACGAGAAAAGCCACUUUACAGAUUGUAAUUUCAUACUGAUAUCAAAGUGCAGCUUAGAGGCAACGCUCUGUAUAAUGGAAUAUAAUGUAUGUUUGUGAGAAAAACUAAAUUUUUUUGUCGUUGGGUUUAGAAGUGUUGCAACAUAGUACGUCAACAUUUAACUCCACCAUUAUGCUGUACAAUAACUGUUAUUUUAGUUUAAACAAUCAUAUUUCAUUUAACGCAUACGCUCGUUGAUACUUAAAUACAUGAAUUCAAAUUACGUUCAUAAUUGUUUGGCUAAAACGCCCAUUUAGAUGAAUAAAGAUUCGACUCAAAGAAAGGCCAAAUAGCAGCUUCCUUUCACCAACCACAGAAUCGCGUAGAUGCCGAACGUCCCUUGCACCAAGCAGGGCAGGCCACGUUUCGCCAACACAGAGAGCCCGCCUUAGCACGAGGCAACGCAUAGUGCAAAGUUCAAGUGUGAAUUCCGAAGCCCUCAUUGAAAAAUGCACUUUAGAACUUAACUUUGCUGGUAAAUUCCGUGUGUUAAUAAAGGAAAGCCGUCCUGAUAAGCUUUCUGGGAAUAGUGUGUCCUGUAUCGAGGGACGGUGCAAGUAUUUUGGGAUGCCCUUAUCACCGCGUGCCACUCCCAGAGCUCCGAGGAGAGGCAAUUGCUAAAGUAUCCCCACGGCUCUUGCAGUGAACCCGAAUGUACCCAGCAACAAUUCCACCACUUUUGUCUCUUAAAAUUCCCAUCAGCGUGACAUUUCUCGUGUGUCGAUUUUGUUUUGCUCAUACGUGUUGGACCGUUGGCUCACACAAGCUUAUGGCCUACAGGAGUACGCUAUACUGUGAAACCUUGUACCUUGCGAAUUGUAAUGCUGCAGGCCCCGAUAAGUUGUCUACUCCUUGGGUGGGGAUUUUUUUGUACAAUGUUUAUAAUGUUUAAAGCACAUGAGCACAUGUCGGUUCUUUCCAAAAUUACACCUCUUACAGCUGAUCGAGUUUUAUUUUUAAAAUCACUGUACAUUGCUGAACAAUUAAAUGAUUACAUUUAAACUUAACUCACUUAGAAAAUAUUAUCUGGUUUAUUUUGUGUCAAAAACUCUGUUGCGUACAUAGAGAUGCUGUCGAGGGCAUACCGAUGGUAAGGCAUUAGCUCUUUCCUUUAAGAAUUCAAAAUAUGUUGACCUGUGUUGGCAUUCAUUUAGGUUUGUGUACAUUUUAUGUGUAAUGUUUGCUGAAGAAACAAUAAAGCAGUGGAAUAUUAAA